This is a messenger RNA of Dreissena polymorpha, 3099 nucleotides long. RefSeq lists its product as uncharacterized. Gene Ontology annotation, molecular function: ubiquitin protein ligase activity. The coding region runs from base 581 to 1849 and encodes 422 amino acids. The record is from RefSeq and is a predicted model, not a curated record. NCBI's taxonomy places the organism in Eukaryota, Metazoa, Mollusca, Bivalvia, Myida, Dreissenidae. The transcript has 3 exons. Gene Ontology annotation, biological process: protein polyubiquitination; proteasome-mediated ubiquitin-dependent protein catabolic process.
UUUGAAGCGAAGUGCAGUGUUUAUUUUACUAACUUAAAACAGUGUGUGUCUUCAUGAAACGCGUUUUGGUUUUGAUAACACUCAUAUUUCAUAACAAUACUCCAACUAAGAGAAAUGUCAUAACUUUUCAAUCAGAUGAGAGCCUACAAUAUCGAUUGAAAAUGGCAUUUUCUAUAAAUUUAUUUAAUGAAAGUUCAGAUUUUGUGAAGGACUAUUCCUGUGAUGCUUGCGAAAGUAAAAAUUUCGAAACAUGUGCUGAUUUUUUUGUGGAACAUGUUGGAAGUGUUUUUGUCAAAAAUGCCUUUAUCACCAUGAUCAAAUGUUUGUAAACCAUUAAACGUAUGGAAGAGGAGAGACACAUAAAUGGCCGUUAAUAAAGAAAAUGGAGGAUUUGCUACUGAAAUGUGAUGUGCACAAAGACGAGAAACUGAAAAUGUUUUGCCAGGACCACAGCCAGUUGUGUUGUUCUGAUUGUGUUAUUAUGAAUCACAGACAGUGUACCAAUUUGGCUCUAAUUUCUGAAUCAGACAAAAAGCUGUCAGUGGAUAUGAAAAAGUUGUCAAACAAAAUUUAAACUAUUAUGGCUGAACUAAGGAAAUUUAAGAGAACGCAAGAGGUCUGCAUAAAUUUCGUGGAGGAAUCAUAUAGCGAAAAACUGCAAGAAAUCAGAGAGCUGCGUACGAAAUUGAAUGCUGAUUUAGAUGAUCUAGAAGCUACAACUUUGAUAGAACUAGAUGAAAUAAGGACCACCUUGCAAACCCCUCUCAGGAAAGAUAUCGACAACUGCAGUCGACUGAAGGAUGAACUGCAAAACCUCAGUGAAGCUGUACAUGGCCUUGGUGAUAAGAGCCAGAUAUACAUCGAGUUCAUAGCCAGCAGAAAAUGCUUGGACAAGAUACAUGAGUCUGAGUCAUAUCUGAAGGAAAUCACAAUCAAGAUCCAGAGUCCAAUAAUUUUCAAGGGAAACAUUGAAAUUGAGCAGUACCUGUCUAAACAGUAUAGUCUAAUUAGUAUUGCACACAGUGUGCAGUCCCUCCCACUCAAGAUGGAUCCGGAUCAUGUUUUAAAUGUGGAGACAAAAUCCGCGUAUAAUGUGAACAUAUCAGGUGACACAAGUCGGACUUGCUUCGUCAUGGGCAUGUGCAGCCUUCCUAGUGGUAAGGUCAUUGUUGCAGAUUAUAAUAACAAAAGCGUGAAAUUGUUGGAAGAGCAUUUCAAUGUGUCCAGUAACUGUAUGUUAAAUAGUCCUCCAUUGGACAUUUGCCAUAUCAAUUCUAGUGAUGUGGCUGUGACUCUUGGUCGUUCAGGUGUGCAGUUUGUGUAUGUGCGCAAUGGGCAGCUUGUUAAACGGAGGACGUUACAGGUGCCACAUGCUGCUGGCAUUGCCCACCAUCAGGGAGCAUUGUACAUCACCUCUGGCACUGCUCUCUACCACUACACACUGACUGGGUCACUUGUGAAAAAGCUUUAUGAGGAUACAGGAAGUAGUGGUAAAGUGUUCAGAUGUGCGGUGAGUCCUGCUGGUGAUCGUAUAUAUGUCACCAACUACGACCAGCACAAGCUCCGCAUACUUACCACAGAUGGCAGCCUGAUAUCAACCUUUACUGACCCUGAGCUACAAAAUCCAUUUGAUGUACACAUCUCACCUGCAUUUCAGGUCACAGUCUGUGGCUACAGCUCCCAUACUGUAUUACAGGUGGAUCCUGAGGGGAGAAAGAAACUGGCAACUCUGGCUUCACAGAAAGGUGGAGUAAGCAAGCCAGUGUGUGUCUGCUGCAAUAACAACAUGCACCAGAUCAUUGUGGGACUAUUUGACAGCAAUAACAUUAUUGUUAUGAAAUUGAAAUAGCUCCUUCAAUGUAAAUAAAAUAUGGAUACAAACAAGAUCAUAGAUGUAAAUGCUAUUUUUUGCUUAAAAUGGCACAUUUAAUCCUUGUUUUUCAUAAGGUCAGGAAAUGAGCAUAUUCUUCCAUUUUUUGUUGUAUUUAUUAAAAAUAACUUCAUAUUUUAAAAAAUAUUAGUUGUUUUAACACAUAUAUGAUUGUACCAUUUCAAACAAGCACACAUAUUUUUCUUUCUAUGUUUAUGCUGAUUAGUUUUUUGCAUGACUUUAUGUCAGCUGUUCUAAUAAUAAAUGUAUUGCUAUAUGUUUAAUAAUAAUUAUUUAUUUAGAUGUAUAUUUGUUGUAUUAUUUAUAUUUUAUGAUGUAUAUGUUCAAUAGGUUUUAUAAUCUUAAAGUGAUAUUAUGGCAUAUUUCACUGUUGAAUUGAGCUGAAAAGAAUUAACAGGUCAAAAUAAUUAGUUAAAAUGUGGUUACUGACCAAUUAUCUGCAACUCAUCUUGCUACCAGUUGUUUAUUAAAAAUAUAUUUUAUAUAUGAUAUUUUACGUGACUCACCCAGUCCUCUAAGCCGAAUGAUCCGUAAAAUAAAAUUUAAUUGUGUCUGUGGUCGUAUGAACGAAUCUGCACUAAAACUAAAUUUAGGUUCACAUCGUACAUGUAUGAUCAGUUGUCAUACGAAAGUACGGUUUAUAUUCAAAUCCAUUAUUAUUCUCUUUCCGGGAUAUUGUUUUAGUAUGUUGAUGCUGCAUUAACAAAGUGUAUAUGAAGUGAAAACACCAAAAAUUUACAAUCGUCGCGAUAGACACCUAUUAACUGUUAGAUGCCCAUAAUAUCACUUUAAGCAAGUAUUAAAAGAAAAAAUGUUUUGUCAUAAAUGUUUUUAUUUAAAUAUAACUUAUAUACUAUGACUUGGAUUGUGUAUGUAUUUUGUAUAUUUUCUUUCAGUUAUAUAUGCAACGAUUUUGAACAAAUCUAUGGGGCCUUUCAAUUUCUUUAUAUAUUCUUUAUUUCUGUAUUAAUUUCUGUUUCUAUAUUUUAAGCUCAUGUGUUUGUCUUUGCUGAAAUGAGAUUUUAAUCUCUUUUAUAUGUUUUAAACCGAUACCAAUGUAUAUAUCUGUAAUACAUGGUAGAAAGUUGCAAAUUUACAAAUUAUUUCGAAAACUUACAGAUUUGUCAACUCUUAAUACCUCUACAUAUCUUUUUGGGGAGUCCGUUUUGCUGUUGAAUUUGUUUAUAUAAUAAAUCAAACUAUAUGCU